AUGCAAUCUUUGAACGAUCAUUACGAUUCUAUAGAUAUUCAUGUACGUUGGUCUGAUAGACAAGACCUUAUUUUAAACAUAUCACCUAUUGAAACUAUUCAAACUGUCAAAGAUAAGAUUAAAAGUUCAUCAACUCGUACUGAAAAUAAAUAUCUUCGACUGAUUCACAAUGGCCGUGUUUUGGAGGAUAAUAAGACUCUUUUAGAUUACAAUAUUGGCAAGUUGCCAUUACGGAACUCUAAACAAAAAAUUGCACCACCUUCACCUGUUUUUAUUCAUUGCUCUGUAUCUGACUACAAACCUGAAAAAAAGACUAUCAAUAAUCAACCACAAAUGACUGCAUCUAUUGGAUUUGAUCGAUUACGAGAAGCUGGUUUCUCAGAAGAAGACAUUCGAAAUAUUCGUACUCAGUUUCAUAGGAUGAAUGGUUUGUCCCAAGUUGGCGAUGAAACAUCGGAUCAAGCAAGGAACCUGGAAGAACAAUGGAUGGACAAUACUGGUGAAACUUUACCUGAUGGAAGUAAGGAGAGGGAUUGA
Molecule: messenger RNA, 537 nt
Organism: Halteromyces radiatus
Lineage: Eukaryota; Fungi; Mucoromycota; Mucoromycetes; Mucorales; Cunninghamellaceae
Exons: 4
Coding region: 1-537 (178 amino acids)
Biological process (GO): protein processing
Cellular component (GO): Dsc E3 ubiquitin ligase complex; endoplasmic reticulum
Molecular function (GO): protein binding
Source: RefSeq, a predicted model, not a curated record